Messenger RNA from Magnolia sinica, 4439 nucleotides. RefSeq names its product putative disease resistance protein At1g50180. Bases 73 to 2880 code for a protein of 935 amino acids. The record is from RefSeq and is a predicted model, not a curated record. The transcript is spliced from 3 exons. Lineage: Eukaryota; Viridiplantae; Streptophyta; Magnoliopsida; Magnoliales; Magnoliaceae. Gene Ontology annotation, molecular function: ADP binding. Gene Ontology annotation, biological process: defense response to other organism.
AAGAUAAACUGUUAAGAGAGAGAGCUUUGAUCUGAAUUUCUUUCUUGUGAGAGAAAAAAACAGUGAGGAAAGAUGGCCGCUGCUAGGUCCGUUGUCGAGCUCCUUCUCCAAAAACUCGCUGACCCCCUCAUUCGACAAGCCUUUUUCUCACAUGGGGUUGGUGAUAAAUUCGAUUGGCUCGAGGCAGAAUUUAGUCGGAUGCGACCCUUUCUGAAAUACGCAGACGAAGUCGAGCAAGAUGGAGAUGAAAGAGUGAAGAAGUGGGCGGGGGAGGUGAGAGAUGCUGCAUCCAAUGCUGAGGACGUCGUCGAACAAGAUGGAGAUGAAAGAGUGAAGAGGUGGGCGGGGGAGGUGAUAGAUGUUGCAUACGAUGCUGAGGACGUCAUCGACACGUUUGUCUUAAAGAUAGCGACCUUGAGGCGAAGAGGAUUUGUGGGCUGCAUUAGAAGGUACGCUUUCUUCUUCAAUAAGUUGAUAGGUAGUCAUGAUGUGGGCUCGGAGAUGGAACGGAUAAAGACUGAUAUCCGUUCGAUCUCUGAAAGAAUGUCAACUUGCGGAAUUCAAAAUAUAGGCCAGGGAGCAGGGACGAGCUCUGCUAGUCUAAGCCUCGAACAACGCAUCCGCACUUUUCCUCUUACUCCAGAUCCAGAUUUUGUUGGUUUUGAGGAUGAUUUAGAGAGAUUGGUGGUUCAAUUGACGGAGGGGGGGUUGCGCCGUUCUGUUGUUUCUAUAGUCGGAAGGGCUGGUAUCGGUAAGACUACUCUUGCUAAGGAAGUUUAUAACGACGCACGUGUUAAGAAUCAUUUUGAGUAUUGCGCAUGGAUUUCUUUAUCACGACAGUAUGGUUUGAGACAUCCUCUGGAGAAGAUCGUUGAGCAGUUAAUGGAAGAGAAGGUAACGGAAAUGAAGGUCGCAGCUGGGUUUUAUAUGAAAAAAAUUUCAGAGUAUUUGAAAGAGAAGAGAUACUUGAUAGUAUUAGAUUAUGUAUGUACAGAACAAACAUGGGAUGAUCUCAAUGGUGCUUUCCCAGAUAUGAAGAAUGGAAGUAGGGUCAUGCUCACCACUCGCAACAGAGACGUAGCUUUAUAUGCAGAUGAAGAAAGCCACUUCCAUCAACUGCAAUUUCUAAACAAUGAAAACAGUUUGAAAUUGUUAUGUAAGAAAGCAUUCCCAGGACGAGAUGGUUAUUGCCCUCAGCAUUUGGAGGAGUUAGGAAGAAAGAUCGUGGAAGAAUGCGAUGGUCUACCUCUUUUGAUCGUAAUCACAGGAAGGUAUUUAUCAAGGAAAGAACAAACGGAGUGGAAGAAAUCACGUGAGAUCAUCACGGGGUUCCGGUGGUCGUUGGCGGGGCGGUUUGUUGAUGAAGAAAUCGAAAUUUCGGACAUAUUAUGUUUUAGCUAUAAAUAUCUGCCCUAUUACUUAAAAUCAUGUAUUCUCUACUUGGGCAAUUUUCCAAUGGACCACGAGUUGCGCACCAAGGAAUUGAUUCGACUGUGGGCGGCAGAAGGGUUAGUUGAAGAGAGACGGGAAGAAACAAUGGAAGAGGUUGGAGAAGAAUAUCUGAAGGAGUUAGUUGAGAGAGGUAUAAUUAAAGUCACAGGAACAAGUUCAAGCGGGGGUAUCAAAAGUUGUCGCAUCCACCCCCUUUUGUCGUACUUUUCCAUAUUAGAAGCCGAAGAAUGUAAGUUUUCGGAAGUUUACCCUCGCUUUAUGCGUAUUCCUCCUGCAAGCAGAGCCCGUCGACUUGCACUUAACCAUGCAUUUUUGAGUUUCUCCGCUCCACUCAUUCGCUCUCUGUUGGUCGACGCCUCAUCUGAUAUUUUUCUUUCCAGGUCAGAAGAGAAGUUACUGUACAGAGGGUUGAAGUUGCUUAGGGUGCUGCAUCUACACGGUUUCGAAAUAAAAAACCUGCCGAUUGAAGUGGGUGAACUAAUCCACUUGAGAUACCUCCGGUGUACCAAAACUUUAUUAAAAAGCCUCCCAUCAUCCAUAGCCAAUCUUCCCAAUUUACAAACUCUACAUGUAACGUCUCCUUAUGACAUCAACAUACCUAGCGCAAUCCUGGAGAUGCAACAGUUAAGACAUCUGCAAGUGGCGGGCUUAGUUAAGGUGAAUUAUUUGGGAUGGAUGGGAAAUUGGGGAUUGAUACAAGGGCAUCCAAGGCUUGAACAGAUAAGUAACCUGCAGACUCUAUCACAAGUAAAGCCUGGUGAAUGGAUUCAGGGUUGCUUGGGAAAGCUCACCAAUCUCAGAAAAUUAGGUAUAGCUUUAGAUACAGUAGCAGAUGCUAAUGUAUUGUAUGAAUCCAUUGUCAAAAUGGAUCACCUCUCCUCUCUGUCUGUAGUGACACUAGCGCAUGUAAACAGAACCUUAGGGUUGUUGGUACCUCCUCUUUCACAUCUUCUCAAGUUAAGUAAGUUGCAUUUGGAAGGAAAGUUAGACAAGUUACCCGAGUCUACUGAAUUCCCCACAAAUCUCACCAAGCUUACCUUGGCAUACUCCUGUUUAAAUCAAGAUCCAAUGGCUACGUUGGAGAAGCUGAGGAACCUUCGCAUUCUCAGAUUGUUGGGCUAUUCGUACGUGGGAGAGGAGAUGGUUUGCUCUGCAGAAGGGUUUCCUCAACUUGAAUCCUUACAUCUUCAAGGGUUAUUUCAAUUGGUGGAGUGGAGGGUGGACGUAGGAGCUAUGCCAAGUCUUUUACAUUUACAAAUCAGUACAUGCCAUAAUUUGAAGAAGCUUCCAGAAGGACUGCGACACCUGAAUACCCUCAAGACAUUGGGUUUGCAGUACAUGCUCAAUGACUUCCAACAAAGGCUUCAAAAAUACAGGGGAGAGGAUUGGCAUAAGGUUCAGCACAUACCCUCCAUCGACAUAAAAUAAUGAUUAAGAUGCAUCAAAUUCACUACUCGGAUCUCCACUCUUUGGUGGCCUAAAUUGAUUGUAUUGAAAAGCACACAAGGGAAAAGAAAUGACUUGCUCUACACAAGGGUUUCCUCUGCUGGAAUACUUGCAUUCUAAAGGACUGGAGAGUAGAUGAAGUAUCAAUGCCAAGCCAUUUGCAUUUGUGGAUUGAUGUAUGCUCUUAUUUGAAGAUGCUUCCAAAAAGGACGACAAGAAAUUGGAGUUGUGGAUCAUCCAUUCGGAAUUCAAAGCCAUGUUUCAAGAAGAUGAAGGAAAGAUUCGCAUAAGGUUCAACAUAUAUUCUUUGGUGAUGUAGGCCAUUAUUAAGAUGUGCUGGCGUUGAAUUCAUUACUCGCAUUUCCUUUACUUGUGAGGUAAAUAGGAAGACCCACUUGAGGUGAUCUCAGCAAUGGAGCUGGCCCAUUUCGUUGCAUUCUCAAUCUGGCAACUCUUCCUGCACCUACCUGAUCAUCAGCUUCACUGACAUCGUCACGGGCAUUGCCAACAUCUUCCCCACAACCACUGCCACGAUUACAACAAAGUGUAUGUAUAUGCUCGUCUUUCUACUAGUUUUCAAGCUUUUUUUUUUUUUUUUUGAAGAGGCAGGUUUGCAGAACACAGAACGCAUACUGAUGUGGCACAUGUUAGUGAUAUCUGAGCCAUUCAUUAAGGGAGAGCCGCCAUAAACAACCUCGGCGAAAAGUAGGCCAUUCCACUCAUCCUGUGGGGGUUUACCUUCAUAAGAAAAUGAACUGUUGAAGAAAAGACAAUAUAAAUUUAAUGCAUACAUUUGGACCACCUAAUAGAUAGGCAUUUUAUUUUUAAGAUAGUGCAUGUUUACAGUGGUUCCAUCAAAUGAGUGGCCCAAAUCUGUUACAUGCAUGCCAUGUUUGCAUGUGUGCCUUAUAUGCCUCUUUACAUGAAUUGCCAAUCGCCUCAGUAUGAUCUCUCUAUUGUCUUUGUUUCUCGUAUAAUAGAUUCCACACUAGAGGAUGGUGUUUGCAGUACAAUGCCAACCUAGCAAGUGUAUAGAACUUCUGGCUGGUAUAUAAAGCAAACCCCCUUUGACUUGUGAAGAUGACCAUAUGCAAAAAUCAAGUGAGUCAACUAACAAACGUUAUCCACACGUGUAUGUUUAAUUGGCACAACUAAUUACUGCUAUUCAUUUGUUUUAGGUCCUCAUAUGUGAUUGUUUGAUCCCCUCUAUAUAAUUGCUGUUGGAACCCUAUUCAAGUGGAAUUUCCUAAUCUUUGGGUUUUUUCCACUGCCAUUGCUGAUUUUCUAUUAACAAUUUAUUUGUAGGCCAUGGAUCGAAGGAUUAGGAACUUCCAAUUUGGGGCCAUCUUGCAUCCGCACUGAAAACCAAUCAGAUCUAUAGUUUGGGUCUACAUACCACAGCCCAUUUGUAUAGAAUGGAUGCAUUAAGACACUAUUUGUAUACCAGUGCAUCAGGCCUGCUGAUAGAUUUUAAUUACAGAUGUGAUAUAUGGAUUGUUACUUGUAAUAGGUGGAGCUAGUUGGCAUGUCUGAGGUGACUG